This is a messenger RNA of Haplochromis burtoni (Burton's mouthbrooder), 3478 nucleotides long. RefSeq names its product deleted in malignant brain tumors 1 protein. Lineage: Eukaryota; Metazoa; Chordata; Actinopteri; Cichliformes; Cichlidae. The transcript is spliced from 13 exons. The coding region runs from base 27 to 2255 and encodes 742 amino acids. The record is from RefSeq and is a predicted model, not a curated record.
UGCACAUACAGAUUCUUUCAGACAUCAUGGAGGCAGGUGUAUUUCUCCUGCUGCUGUUCCCAUUGUUGGGGAUUGGGUCGACUCUCAGCUUUUAUGGAGACAGCAUUAGUUUCAUGGCUCCGGAGAAGGAAAUGGAUGGGACAUUUAAGGUGACCUUUUAUCACCGGCAGAAUGGCAAAAGUAACUGUCAGGAUCAGUCAUCUUUCUCAUGUGAUAGUGGCGUAUGUACAGGCUUUAACGAGUCGAGUGUCCUGCAAACAGACCAGGACAGCACAGGCCAAGGCCGCUGGUGCCAGUCUGAAGGACACACAACAGCAACCAUCCUGACUAAUAAUGCCUCCUUUUCUCUGAGGGACUCUGGCUGCUGCUGGGUGUCUAAUGUUGAAGGGAAAACCCAGUGGACAACAUAUGCUGAGCUGGACCUGGGAACUCGAUCUGAUACGCACACUGUCAACAGCUGUCCCGUAACAACAACAGUGUCUUCUUUGCGGGUGCCUCAAAACUGUUUUUCAAGGAUUCGUAUUCUGGCACAUGAUCCAGAUGGAGAUGAAGUGAAAUGUCGCUUUGCUACAUCUGGUCCCACAAACUUCGCUCUAGACGAGACUACAUGCAUACUGACAAGUACAGGUGACAUUGAGACUGGAAUCCACGUGUUUGAGUUGAUGUUAGAGGACUUCUCCACCAACAACAUCACUUUGACCUACUCAGAUGGAACCUCGGUGUUUCGUGAGGCCUCUGGCAUGAACUCACCUCCUCUCUGCAAAGUAAAGCUGCAGUUCUCAAUUGAGGUUCUCCUGCCAAUACCAAACUGUGAAGCCGGUCAUGUGCAGCCCAUAUUCUUGUACAGAACCCCUUCACACGGUGAUAUUCUUCAUGCCACUGUGGGUCAGACAUUCCAGCUUAAUGCUGAAGCUGAAGCUCGCCAUGCCAGCAUCCACGACUUCCAGGUCAGUGGCCCCCAGAACAUGACCAAAGUGUUCAAAGACGAUGUGCUCGGAAAAGCAGAAGUCACUCUCAGCUGGACACCACAGCUCAGUGACCUGUACAGAUAUGUCCCAGUCUGCUUCACUGCAGAGACAAAUGACACCCAAUCAGAGAUGAGGUGUGUUGUUGUCUUGGUGACCCAAGCAUCUACCACACAAGGCAAGGCCACUGUUCAUUGCUCAGCCAAUAAGAUGACAGUAGCCCUUGAUAAAGCUUCCAUGCCUGGCAUUGACGAGAACUUUCUCAAGCUGAGUGAUCCUUCAUGCUCGCUCACCUCCAACAGCACUCACAUCAUGGGUGCAAUGUCCUUCAGCACUUGUGGGACAAAAAUUGAGGAUAAAGGUGAUUAUAUCAUUUUCAAGAAUGCGAUCAACUCCUUUGAGCUGGCUAACGAGGUUAUAACUCGAAGGAAGACAGUUAAAAUCGGUUUCUCAUGCCAGUUUCCCAAAGCCAUCAGCAUCUCCAAUUACUACAAUCUCCACAACGCUGACUACAUUUUCACCGAGUCCAACUUCGGAAGCUUUGGCUACACUUUUGAAAUUUUCCACAACAGCAGCUUUACAAACAGAGUGGAGGCUAGUGCCUAUCCAGUACAAGUCAAGCUGCUGGAGACUAUUUUUAUGGGCAUCCAAGCUAGUUCAGAAUUACCAAACGUGAUGUUGUUUGUUGAGUCAUGCAAAGCCACUCCUGAUAACAACCCUGAAAACAGCCUCUCGUACUACAUCAUCAGGAAUGGGUGUGUAGAAGACGAGACAGUAACAAUUUACCCAUCUAAUAAAACUGCAUUCAACUUCGGACUUCAAGCCUUUAAAUUUACUGGAAACUAUGACCAGGUGUACAUCACGUGCUCUGUAAUCCUGUGUGAGCCUGAGAGUCCCUUUUCCAGAUGUGCCCAGGGAUGUCUGAAGGAUCCAUCACGCAGACGUAGGCGAGGCCUGAGCGGGGAGACGGGUAGACACUACAUUACCCAGGGCCCUCUGCAGUUUGUUGGGCAGCCUUUUCCUGAUACAGCAGAGAACAGUCAGGAUGUUCUGAUGGAGAGGAGCGGCACGCUUCCAGAAGUGAGUCCUCCACCAGCUUCUCCAGGCACAAAAUCAAGUGAGGAAGGUUGGGAAAUGAGGAAGAUCUUCAGCUCCAACAUCUCCACCGCAGUCUUUGCCAGCGCCUUCUUAGUGUCAGUGGUGCUGUUGGGCAUUAUGGCUCGUUACUACAGGAAGAACGGAAGAGCAGAAGACCGCAAAGUUCUCAUAGCUUCAGAAUGGAAGAACUAAACCCAGUAUUUACUCACAAUUGUGUUUGUCUCACUUUCACAUGAUCACUUUCUUCAAAGUCUGUCUUAAAACAAAAUUGCAUCAAAAGCUGCUAAACAACCCUUAAAAACAUCUUUUCAUCUGAAAAGAUGGCAGACACCAGUCCUGCCAAAAUACGCUCAAAUACUGAUAGCUAUUAUGAAGCUUUGAAGUUGUAAGUAGUCAAAUAUUUAAGUGAGUAUCUUCUACUGUUAUUCUUUAUGUGAUCUUUGAUGGGAUAAUAACAUGAAUGGGUAAAAACGAAUUUAGAAGAUGCUCGUUUGAUUUGAACUGCACUGUUAAUAUUUUGUGUGUGGACAGGUAGUAGAGUCAGAAUUCAUUUUGGAUGAAGGCUUCACUAGGCGGCAGCAGCAGAGCCUUUCUACAAUUGGUCCAUGACGGUGGGACUUUAAGACAGACUUGCUUAAUUAUCUCUUUUUAUUAAGGUGAUUAGUCUAUAUGUGGUGUCGUGGUCGUCUAGUCCUCUAGACAAAAUGAUUAGUUCUGAUAGGGGUUGCAUGGUAACAUAUCUAAUACCUGUGCACUCACCAAAAGGCACAGGCUUUAAAGUAAUGUCAAGAACAAUUUAUGACAAUUCACGACCUUCAGUUCAAAGCUCGUCUCAACAGAUUAGUUAGAACUUCAAAGCAAAACUGGUUUUGCCAGAUUUUUUCAUGCCAUUGUAGCAUCAACUUUCUGGAAACGUUCUGAUUCUCAACAAAAGCUGCCGGCUUCUCGGCCAGAAAGUGUCUUUUAGCAACUAGUUUAUGUACUUUAUAGGAGCUUUGUUCUGUUUGUUUUCCUUUGCUUUUACAAAACAUUAUUGUUUAAGAACCGAUAGUGGUUUAGGCUAAAUAUUUUGUUUAAAAUACUAAGAGCUAAAAGCCUGCAUGUUGAAAAAAUCCCCUAACACUCCACUAGAUUUGGUUCUCUUUAAUUUAGACAUACGUUUUCAUAACUUUAAACAAAGAGUGAGAUUAGCUGCAGGUUCUGUGUUGGUGGCGGCGAGAUUGGGGAUUGUUUUGGCUUACAUAAAAGAAAUGGCCAUCCUUCAAAGACAACACAUUAAUGUCUGUAAUGUCUGAAAGUGUAAUAAUAUGUAAUUCUGUCAUUUAAAUGGGAUUUAUUGGCAAUAAAUGGAAUGCACUAGAUUUAAAUUCUACUUGAAAUUGAAAUCGCAUAAUAAACACAAUACUGGGUGUGUA